Molecule: messenger RNA, 4686 nt
Organism: Microbotryum saponariae
Lineage: Eukaryota; Fungi; Basidiomycota; Microbotryomycetes; Microbotryales; Microbotryaceae
Source: the annotation of a GenBank genome assembly
AUGGACAGCUCUCCCGCCUCGCCUUUGGCCCCCAGGGAUCCCAGCUCCCCUGAAUCUUCGAUCGGCGAACAAAUCGCCACUCUACAGGCCCAGCUUGCCGCUCUGCAGGCCUCGCAACCCGCCGCCGCCGCAGCCGCCGCACCCCCGGCCGUCACCGUCGUGCCGGGGAACGCCGCCACCGCAUCCAAGGUCGUGUUUCCCAAGCACGCUCGUCUGGACGGCCCCAAGUCGUUCACCAACUGGUUGCGUCAACUCCGUCUUGCACUCCCGAACCAGGUUCGUGGUUACGUUCUCGACGGUGUCGUUCCCCCGACCUGGACCGCCGACCAGCUUGCCGCACGUGACGACGCCGCCCGGGAAAUCAUCGUUGGCUCUAUCGACUCCGCCGACGUAUCGGCCACCCUCGACGCCAUCCCCAGCGACGACCUGUCGGCACCGCGCAUCUUUGCCGCUCUCAAGGCUCGUUUUGCACCGGACGACGCUACACGCACUCUCGAGUUGUUCGCUCGCCUUUGGGACUUCAGGAAGAUGCCUGCCUCCGUCGAGGCCUACGACACUUGGCUACGCGAGUACAUGUCGAUUGCUCAGGAAAUACGCGACGCCAAAACAUCGCUCAACGACGUGCUCGCCACCCACGUGCUCGCCAUGGUCCCGUCUUGCCUCGACAGCUUCCGACUCACGUUCACGGACGAGCAGCGAAACCGACGCGACCUUCCCGAACUCACGACGCUUACGGACCGCAUUCGCAUCCAGCUUCGUUCGGCAGGACUCUCGACCUCGCAUUCGGCCAUGCUUGCCACCAGCUCCCCCUGCCCCGCCUGCCGCGCUCCCGGUCACCGCCUGCGCGACUGCACUUCACGUGCGAAGCACCCGCCCACCGGCCCCUGCCGCCGAUGCCACAAGAAAGGUCACUGGGCACUCGACUGCAAGAACCGGGGUGAACAGGCACGUAGCAGCGACGACACCCAGGACGACACGUCUUCCUCCGCGGCCUCGCAACCGAACGUCGGCUAUUUCGCCUCCUGCCUCUUCGCUCGUCGCCAACUCCCAACUGACGCCUUUGUAGUCGAUUCGGGUGCCACGACACACAUGGUCGCCGACCGAUCUCUAUUCACGACUUAUCGUCAGACGGCACACACCAAGAUCGGCGGCAUCGCGGGCGGCAUCACGGCUAUCGGCAUGGGGGACGUGGCAUUCGUCGCCAAGACUGGACACCCGAUCACGCUCCGUGGUGUUCUUCACACGCCUGGCCUACACGUCAACCUCCUCUCUGUCUCUCGCCUCUGCGACACCGACCGCGUUUGUCUCGCCUUCACCAGCGACGGCAUCGACAUCGCCAAGGACGGCCGGGCCAUUGCUCACGGUACCAGGGUCAACGACGGUCUUUACCUUUUGGACGCGGAUCACACCAAGUGUCAGCAUCUUGCCUUCCUCUCACGCUCUGAGUCUCCCGUGCCCCUGCUUACCCUACACCGCUGCCUCGGCCAUCUUGCCCCAUCCUCUAUACAGAAGAUGAUUGCUGCAGGUUUGCUGGACGGGUUUGGGGCCGGGUACAGUGACAAAGACGUAGAGGAGUUUGUUUGCAAUGCUUGCCUUGGUUCCAAAGGUCACCGCCUUCCCUUUCCCGACUCUGAGUCGCAUUCCGCCGAGAGACUUGGCCUCGUGCACAGCGACGUCCUGUCGUUCCCCACUCCGUCCUUGACCGGGAAGCGCUACCUUGUCACGUUUCUAGACGACCACUCUCGCAAACUCUGGGCAUAUGCGAUCGAUCACAAAAGCGAUGUUUUCCCGACCUUCCAGACUUGGCUCGCCGAAGUGGAGUUAGAGACGAACGCGCGGUUGAGGAUCCUUCGAACCGACAAUGGCGGGGAGUACCGAUCAAACGCAUUCACGGAGUUCUGCAAAUCCAAGGGCAUUCGUCGUCAAUACUCUAUCCCUUACACGCCUCAACAAAACGGUCGCGCCGAACGUGUCAACCUCUCCAUCGUCGAGGGCGUCCUCGCUCUCCUUGCGGACGCCCGUCUGCCGGCCACCUUUUGGGAUGAAGCGGCUGCGUAUUUCGUUUAUUGCAAAAACAGGUGCUCACACUCAGCUUUGGCCAAACAGACUCCAGAAUCCGUUUGGAACGGCCAACGCACCACCGCCACCGCCCUCCACCCGUUCGGCUGCACAGCCUGGCUCACGGUCGCCCCGGACCUUCGCAGCAAGCUCGACCCCAAGGCCGCGCGCGUGAUCUUCACAGGUUACGACCUCGCCUCCAAAGCUUUCCGUUUCUUUGACCAUUCCAUCAACAAGAUUGUACUUGGUCGCAAUGCCACCUUCCUCGACGACGACUUCCCCGGCCUGCCAGUCACCACGCCCGUCGAUGCAGACGACACCGACCGUCAGUUCGUCGUUCCCGCCGACACGCCCGCCCCUGCCGUCAAGACGAGGACCCCACUAGUAAGGUCGGCGCACAUGGACGUCUCAUCCUCCCUUGAUGAUUCUGCCAUGAGCGCCGUUGACGUGGCCCCAGGGUACACUGGCGGAACCUUACUUAAUUCCACAGAUACCGAAUCGUCCUCGUCACCGUCUCCUGAGCCGUCCUCGUCACCGUCGCCCACAAACCCUUUGUCACCGUCGCCUGCGCUGUCACCGUCGUUGGCAGCGUCAUCGUCACCCUCGGUCUCACCGACCGACUCUGACUACUCCGCCGACCCUCUGGACCUCAUCGGCUCACAGACCCCGACUCGCCUUGGCCCACCGGACGUGCACCGCCCAGACUUCAGCACGUACCGUGAGCCCGCAUCGGCUGAGGAGUCGCCCGACGAACUCGACAUCAUUGGGCGUCACUCACGCGAUGAAUCGCCGGAUGAAAUCGAUUUCCUCACCCAACACCACCGCGCCUUCAUCGCCACAGACGACGACGACCCCACCCUCGACGCCAUCGAGCCCGUCAAAUCGAUCACUAGCGACCCCCAGACCUGGCGCGAAGCAAUGUCCAGCGACGAGCACAACAUCUGGGCUGAGGCCGCCGCCGCCGAGUUCACCGCCAUGCGCGACGACUUCAAGGUGUUCACCAUCGAGCCUCGCUCAUCUGUACCGCCGGGCGCCACCAUCGUCACCUCCAAAUUCGUCUGGAAGACCAAGCGCAACGCAAGCGGUGAAGUCACGGGGCGGAAGGCACGUCUUGUAGCGCAGGGUAACCGACAGCGCGACGGCAUCGACUUCUCAGAAACCUUCGCACCCGUCGCCCGUUUCUCCUCCAUUCGCUGCCUCCUGGCUCUUGCCGCUGCCAAUGGCUACCACGUUCAUCAGGCCGACAUCGACAAGGCUUACCUCCACGGCGAGCUCGAUCAUGAUAUCUGGAUGACGACACCACGCGGUUUCGACUUCCCGAGCGAUAAGGUUCUCCGGCUGCGACGCUCAAUCUACGGUCUCAAGCAGGCCGGUCGCAUCUGGAAUCGUCACAUUGACACAUCACUCAGGAAUCUGGGGUACAAGGCAACAGGCACUGAUCACUGCAUUUACUCUCGCAUUGACGAUCAGCAGCGGCCUCACUAUAUCGCCUUGUAUGUCGACGACCUCCUCAUUGUCAGUCCAGCCCUCGACGAGAUCGAACGUGUCAUCUCCGGCCUUGAACAGCGGUACGGCGUCAAACGACUCGGCCCCGCGGAGUACAUCCUCGGAAUCCAAAUACGCCGCCUGGACGACGGUUCCAUUGCUCUAUCCCAGGAGCGCUACAUCAUGGACGUGCUGGCCCGUUUCCACUUCGACACCACGACACGCGGCACUACGGUGCCGAUGACGCCCGGCCUCUCGCUCACGGCAAUUCCGGGUCAGGGAACGGAGCGCAUUCGUUCGUGGUACCUACAGGCCAUCGGCUCCCUCCUCUACAUCUCCCUUGGCACUCGACCCGACAUUGCCUUCGCCGUCUCGUACCUGUCCCGGUUCGCCAACAACCCCGGCCGCCGCCAUUGGAUUGCCGUCAAACACGUCCUUCGCUACCUUCGCGCCACGUACCGCGAUGAGCUUCUCUAUGCCCGCGGCCCAGCAAAAGUCACGGGUGUGGUUGGUUAUUCUGAUGCGAACUGGGGCGCCUGCGUCGACACAUCCAUUUCAACGAUGGGCUACGUAUUUUACUUGGCAGGCGCCGCUGUCUCUUGGUCGUCGAAGCGUCAGACUCGGGUAGCGGAUUCCACCACUGAUGCCGAGUACCUGGCCUUGUCGCACGCGGGUAAGGAAGCGAUCUACCUUAACCAACUCCUCUCCGAGCUCCACGUUUGCCCAAUCGCUGCAGCUCACAUCUUCACCGACAACGAGGCCGCGGCCGCCGUCGCUCACGACCCCGUUCGCACCUCCGGCACCCGGCACAUUCGCCUCCGCGAGCAUUUUGUCCGUGACAUGGUCAAUCGAGGUGAUAUCUCUCUCUCACACGUUGGCACAGCAGACAUGGUUGCGGACGUAUUCACCAAGGCGCUAGGCCCCAAGAUUUUUGGUACACAUUGCUAUGCUCUAGGCCUCCGGACGCGACAUCCACGGCUCAAGUCUACCUCGCGUUCGCGUGGGGGGGGGUGUGAGGAAUCCACUCUCCGCUCGGCUCAGGACUUAGGCGCGCGGAGCGAACCGGGCGCGGACUUAGGCGCGCGGAGUGAGCCGGGCGCCCCGGCCCAGGACUUAGGCGCGCGAAGCGAGCCUGGGACUUAG